This is a messenger RNA of Closterium sp. NIES-65, 1263 nucleotides long. Lineage: Eukaryota; Viridiplantae; Streptophyta; Zygnematophyceae; Desmidiales; Closteriaceae. The record is from the annotation of a GenBank genome assembly.
AUGCCCGAAAUCGGACCGUUGGAUUUCGAUCCAAUCAUCGCCGCAUUAAGCGCCGUCUAUUCCGGCGACGGGUCGCCCGCGUCGCUGGCGAAGGAGCGGCCCGAGGCGCUAAAGGCUCUGUCGGAGCUCCUCGCGUUCCACAUGGCGACGUCGGCGCUGAACGUGGCGGCCAUCGCGGCGCAGUUCACGGCGGAUGCGGGCAACCUGACGACGGUGAACGGGCAGGGACUGUGGAUCAACUACCACACGAGCCAAUCCGCCACGCUGCUCAACGCGUACUCGCCCGCGCAGCGCGCGCUGAUGAUCAAGGGGGUGCUCGUGGCGGAUGACGACACCACCGACGGGAAUGACGGCACGCUGUUCUUCCCGAAAGGCACGACCAUCGCCGCUAACGGAACCGUCCUGUUCGACCCCGAGACGAUCCCGUAUUGGGUGGACUGGAAUGGCAUGGAAUUCUACAUGAACGACACGAUCGUCGCCGCUAACGGAACCGUCCUGUUUGACCCCGCGGAUAGCCUGUCUUGGAUUGAAUACCAUAUGAGUCUGCUUGACAACGAGCCCAACGAGCAGUCGCCUCCCUCCAACAGCUCCGCGCACCCGCAGAUUCAAUCUGCAGAGCCUCCCCUGGCGGACCUUGUCCUCACCGAAAAGGCCCCCCGGCGCCUGGCGAACAUGUACGCGUCGUGGGGCAUGUGGGGCAUGGGGGGGUUCGCGGAGUGGGAGGCGCGGCCGCCCUACUUGAGCGAGUGGAGUGAGGAGGAGCAGCAGCAAUUGGCGAGCAAGGCGACGUGGUGGAUGAACCGGAUGGGACCCUCUCCGGCAGCUGGCAGCGACAUGAACGUGGCUCGGGUGGUGUGGGCUGAUGUGAUUGAGAGCGCUAGCAUGGUGGUGCAUGGCGUGGAUGGCGUGUUGUUUCCCCGCCUCAGAGACAACUCGUAUAAUAACACGAACAUGACAAGUAACGGCACGGCGGCCAAUGGAACCAGCGACGGGAAAGCAAACGGGAGUAGUUCUGCCUAUGGGAGUGGAAGGGCGGAUGGCAGUCCUGCCAACAGCAGGGACUCCAGUGGAGGAAGCAGCAGCACAGUGCCCACUGCGGGGACAGCUGCGACUGGCACACCUGGAAAUACCGGUGCUAGAGGGUCACUUCAGAGGCCCGGGCUAUCAGAGUGCACAGGUGGAGGGCCAUACCUGGGUGAAAAGAAAACAUCUUACCAGUCCCAGGACUUCAAUAUUGUCAAUGGACAGGUUUUGCUGGCUUGA